This is a messenger RNA of Blumeria graminis f. sp. triticale, 318 nucleotides long. The record is from the annotation of a GenBank genome assembly. NCBI's taxonomy places the organism in Eukaryota, Fungi, Ascomycota, Leotiomycetes, Helotiales, Erysiphaceae.
AUGAAAAUAUCUUCGAUCAUGCGAGCAGGUGGAGACGUGGAGGUUGGGAAACAUGGAAAAUACAUUGGAAAUUGGGGAAAUUUUGGUCUUCAGAAACAAAAGGGGGUAGCCUCAUACGCCCUUAGUGCAAAUAGACAGCGGCCCUUUGCUGGUGCUCUCCAUGCAGCAAUUUUUAACACCUGGAGACGGUUUAGUGGUCAAGUUCUAUACGUUGCGCCUCCUCUAAUUGCAGCAUAUUGUACUAUGCAAUGGGCUAUCGAGAGAAAUGAAUAUCUAAAUUCCAAGGAAGGACGUAAAGAGUUUGCUCAAGAAGAGUGA